AUGCCUAAGAGGAAGAUCAGCUCCCCUGAAGGGGCGGUGAAGGAGGACCCCAAGAGGAGAUCAGCAAGGUUGUCAGCUAAACCUGCUCCUGCAAAAGUGGAAACAAAGCCAAAAAAGGCGGCAGGAAAGGAUAAAGCUUCAGACAAAAAGUACAAACAAAAGGGAAAGGGGGGAGCAAAAGGAAAACAGGCCGAAGUGACUAACCAAGAGACUAAAGAUUUGCCUGCAGAAAACGGAGAAACUAAAAAAGAGGAGAGCCCAGACUCUGAUGAAGCAAGAGAGAAAGAAGCAAAGUCUGAUUAA
Molecule: messenger RNA, 303 nt
Organism: Phacochoerus africanus (Common warthog)
Lineage: Eukaryota; Metazoa; Chordata; Mammalia; Artiodactyla; Suidae
Product: non-histone chromosomal protein HMG-14-like
Exons: 1
Coding region: 1-303 (100 amino acids)
Biological process (GO): chromatin organization
Cellular component (GO): chromatin; nucleus
Molecular function (GO): nucleosomal DNA binding
Source: RefSeq, a predicted model, not a curated record